This is a messenger RNA of Anguilla anguilla (European eel), 1396 nucleotides long. RefSeq names its product heat shock protein, alpha-crystallin-related, b11 (gene hspb9l). The transcript has a single exon. Gene Ontology annotation, molecular function: protein folding chaperone. Gene Ontology annotation, biological process: protein refolding; response to heat. Lineage: Eukaryota; Metazoa; Chordata; Actinopteri; Anguilliformes; Anguillidae. The coding region runs from base 98 to 721 and encodes 207 amino acids. The record is from RefSeq and is a predicted model, not a curated record.
ACAGCCGAAACAGAAAACUGUCUGCACAGAUAGGGAAAGGCAGCACAACCUCAGAGGAAGAAGCGCGAAAAAAAAAACGCCAAGGACGCUCAGAGAAAUGCUGUGCCCCCGUGCAUUCCAGCCUUCCUACAGCCCACUGAUGGACUUCCACUGGCCCGUACGCAGCCUCUGGCCAGAGACACAGCCUCUCUUCUACCAGAUGGAGCAAGAGAUGAUGAGACACAUGCAGGAGAUGAAGCAGAGCUUGGAGUUCAUGGAGCAGCUCCACAGGAAGAUUUUUGAAGAGAUCGAUCCGCUUCCAUCUGCCCAGUCUCUGGCCGUCCAGCCCAUCUCCUUCACCUCGGAGAACGAGGGAGACCGUUUCGCCCUCACACUGGACACUAAGGACUUCUCACCAGAGGACCUGACAGUCAAGCAGGUGGGAAGGAAGCUGCGGGUGUGUGGGAAGACGGAGAAGAAGCAGGAUGAUGGAAAGGGCUCCUACUCUUAUAAAAGACAAGAGUUCAGACAGGAGUUUGAUCUGCCUGAAGGUGUGAACCCCAGCUCGGUGACGUGCUCCCUGUCGGACGGGCGGCUCCAGAUACAGGCUCCGAGGGAGGCGCUGGCUGGUCACUCUGAGAGAGUGGUGCCCAUUGACUGCGUACCCUCUGUGAAGACCCCACAGCCCCUCAGCUCAGAGAGUGACAACAAUAUCACCACAGUGGAUUCCUCCAAGGACUGAUCUGACAGGAAAAAGUACCACAGGGAUUAAUAUGGGCCCAAUAUCUACAAUUCAAAAAAUAUUCCUUUACUCUUUCAUUUUCCUUUAACAAAUGACUUCAUGAGCUGUAUUACUGUCGUUUAUAAAGAUUAAUGUUUUUUACCCAAACAAUUCAAGAGAGAGCAAUUCUUGGAGUAUUUGCCAUGGAGAUAAAAUAUAGAGUUUUGGCACCUUGUUUGUUGCAGUGACUUCUAUGAAUAAAUUACUUGCUUCAAUGUGAAGUAUUUGUGUUGUUUACUUGUUGACAUUUACUUUCACUGAGUGAAUGGAAAUACCUCAGAGGUGUAUCAGUUGUGGAGCAAAUAAUCACAUACUUGUUGAAGAGAUACUAAUGAAGCUCUAGGGAUGGUGAUUGUGGCUCUGGUCCAAAUUUUGACGAACACCUACAGAACUGUCCACAAUGUAUUCUGAAGAGAGAAGGUAACAUGAGGAUCACAGCAACAGUUAAUUGUAUUUUCAAGAGCAAAAAACUAAAUGAAUCAUUGUUCACCUUUGCAAAGACAAAUUUGACAAAAAUUUCCAAAUGACAUUCAAUGUAAGUGGUGAUGCUUAACUACUUGAUUGGAUCUACCGUGUGUGAAUGUUAAAAUGACAUUUCAUUGUUCACAAAUUUUUCAUUAAAAAAGUUACAGUUCA